Messenger RNA from Emys orbicularis (European pond turtle), 5295 nucleotides. RefSeq names its product nestin (gene NES). Gene Ontology annotation, biological process: positive regulation of intermediate filament depolymerization. Gene Ontology annotation, cellular component: intermediate filament. Bases 1 to 5295 code for a protein of 1764 amino acids. Lineage: Eukaryota; Metazoa; Chordata; Testudines; Emydidae. Gene Ontology annotation, molecular function: intermediate filament binding; CCR5 chemokine receptor binding. The record is from RefSeq and is a predicted model, not a curated record. The transcript is spliced from 4 exons.
AUGGAGGGCUUCCUAGCAGCCCGAGCCCUAGGGGAGGAAUCUCUCCAGAUGUGGGACCUCAACAAGCGUCUGGAAGCCUACUUGGCCCGGGUCAAGUUCCUGGAAGAGGAGAAUGAACUGCUGAGAGCCGAGAUCCAGAGCGCGAAGGACAGGCCGGCGGAGAGCUCCUGGCGGUGCAAAUACGAGGAGGAGCUGAGCGCCUUGAGGGCGACUUUGGAUGAUGCCUUCAGGGAGAAGCACGCGGCGGAGCUGACCAGAGACAACCUCUCCGAGGAAAUCCAGCAUGUGAAAAGCCGCUGCCAGAAGGAGCGGGCGGCCCAGGAAGAAGCCAAGAAGCAGCUGGCCCUGAGCAAAAAGGAGCUGGAGGAGGAGAGACGGGCUCAGAUCUGGCUGAGGGAAAGAGCCACCCAGCUGGAGAAGGAAGUGGAGGUGCUGGUGGACGUUCACGAGGAGGAGAAAGCCGGGCUGGAGCAGGAGAUGGCGAGCUUCUCCCAGAGCCUGGAGAACUUCCGUGCCGUGCCGGUGGCUUUCCAGCCCGUGGAGGUGGAGGACUAUUCCAAGAGGCUCUCGGAGAUCUGGAGGGGAGCGGUGGAGACCUACAAGAGUGAGGUCUCCCAGCUGGAGAGCUCCUUGUGCCAGGCCAAGGAGAAUCUCUGGAAGGCAGUGGAAGGCAACCGGCAGAACCAGCUGCAUCUGCAGCAAUUGGAGAAGGAGCUGGCUGGGCUGAAGGCACGGAAGGGGAUGCUGGAAGAGAGUCUUUCCAGGCAGUGGCAGGACCAGAGAGGGGAGGCCGAGAAGUUCCAGCUGGCCCUCGAGUCUCUGGAGCAGGAGAAAGAGGCCCUAGGAGUCCAGAUUGCUCACGUCCUGGAGGAGAGACAGCAGCUCAUGCACCUGAAGAUGUCCCUCGGUCUGGAGGUGGCAACCUACAGGACGCUCCUGGAAGCUGAGAGCAGCAGGCUGCAGAUGCCUUCAGCAGAGUACAAACUGGUCAAUGGGUUCAGAGAUGCCAAGCUGGAAGUGAGUAACAGCAAACUCCAAGCUGUGACGCCCGAGAGCAGGAGACUGGUUUCCUGGGACCACCGACUGAGCCCCACCACCUUCCAGAAGGGAGAGAGCAAGACACAGCUACUGAGAAACCAAAUCGAUUCCCCCAAGCUGCAAGUUGCCGCCGUGCUCCCCAAGAGCAACGGCCCCGUUGCUAGAGAGUUCCAGAAAAUCAACUCUGUCCUUCAGUCCCCACUCCUGAAAAGUGCCCAGGCGGUGAAGGAUACCGCCGCUCCGGGCCAUUCAAUCCCCGUCACGCUGGGCUCGUCCCACGCCGGGGAGAUGAUCAAAGCCGCCGAAGCAGAGAUGGUGGCCCACUCUUUCUCCCGGGAGCCGUUCGAGCAGCUUGACUCCAUGCGCUCCGCAGUGCCGGAGCCACGGCCGUUGGGACGGUCCGAUCCAGACAUGGAAGGCAGGAGCCCGGCAGCAGAAGGUGGAGAUCCACCUGCAAGCCAGGUGGAAGCAGGUGAUAUUGGCCAGGAGGAAGAAUGUCACGAGGAAGCCAGGAAAGAGGUCGAGAAAGAUCCCAGCGAAGAACCACCCGGGAAGCUGGCUCCCAAGGAUUCGCUCUGUCCCAGGCAGCUAGUCAACGAAGCAUUGGAAGAUGCCCUGAAGGAAGUAAUAGAUCGCUCCGAACCAGCUGUGGACUCCGGCCCUCUGCAAGCAGAUAAGGCCCCAAAUGACGUGUAUUCUUAUGUCUCUGCUCCCCUGGAAGAGGCUUACGGGCUAGCUGCUUCUCCCAGCGCAGAGGUAUUGGAAGAAGGAAAGGAGACUGAGUAUGAAGGCCAGAUGGAAGCCAGUCAUCCAGCAGAGCAGCUCAAGGCAGUCAAAGGCACCGAAGCCACAGAUGAAAUGGACAGUGGCCUAGAGCCCCAUUUUGAAGAGGAGACCAGGGAAGCAGCCAUCCAGGAGCUCCCGGAUGUGAAAAGUUCUGCUCAGCAGGACGGAGAGGAGUCACAGUCAGGGCUGGGUCCUUCCACCAAGCGGAAUGAAGAAAGCAUCCCUGAUAUUCUAGCCACCGAGGGAAGGCCUGAAAUAGAGACCCGGGAGGAAGUGAGAUCUUGGAAGCAGAAUGAGAGUCAAGAAGAAGAGACACCAAGGUCACAGAGCGCAGACACGUGCGGGGAGACGGAUGCAGUUUGCAAGAGCACAGAGCAGGGAAGUCCGUUAGAUGAAGGUGGGCUGGUUUUAACGGGAGCAGAGGGAAAGCGUUGGGAGGCUGGAAUAAGUGGCCACAGUCACCUACCUGCCACGGAAGGGAAUGUGGAAGAGUUUGACCGCGGAGAAGAAGACCUUGAGGUGGUGAGCACAGAAGCGUUGCAUCAGUCAGAAGAUGAGGAAAGGCGAGAGCUCUGGAGCCCUUCCAGGGAGAAUGAAGAAGACAACUUCCAAGCAGAGAUGCUGGAAAGUGAAUUUCUGCAGGCGGAAAUACAAGCAACUCAAGCUUUUCCCAUGGAAAGUCACCCAGCUUUGGUUGUGGAAAGCCCACAAGAAGAGCAUCUUAGUGGCGCUGAGCAGGAAAAGUUUGAGCAGCAGGAAAUGUCACUUCAUGAGACUGAUGCCGCAGUAGGAGAGGAUGGGAGGAAAGAGAUGUUCUCCGACCGUGAGCUCUUGAGCAUCAAAGAGGCCAUCUUUGGGGAUGAGACUGUGUCAAAGGCUGAAGAAAACAUCCUGGGGGAUGAGACCCUGGACAGAACAAGAGGGGACAGUGAAGAACACAAGGCAAAGCUGGAAGAGGAAACUUUGGGACGCGAGGAUCUCAGCGCAGAUGAGAACGGCUUGAGACAUGAAAACUUAAAGCAGGAGAAAGAUACCUUGGAGGAGGAGGUUGGGGAUCUGCAAGAGAACGGCUUUGAAGAAGACAUUAUGCUGGCCAACGAAGGUCUGGAGAAUGUUCAGAAACUGGAGUCCUUGGGCAGAGAGGAAGAAGUGGAAGAAGACUAUCAAAGGCACCUGCCAAAGGAGAAGGAAGGGGAGGGUAAGGAAGAUACAGCAGGCUAUUCGGAGAUAGGGGAAGCUGCUGACAUUGCUUUGCAAGAACCAGCCUGGGCAGACACUAUAAUGACCAGCACAGGAGUAACAGAAAAUGAACGUGAGCAGAUAAAGGGCAGUUUGGGUGCAGAGAUGGAAGAAAUAAUGGGAGAUGAUGAUGAAGAUGAUGAUGCAGGUCACUUUAUAGGCAGUGAGCAUCCAAUGUCACACAACGAAGCGGAGCAGGAGGCCAGCCCCGGCAUGGAGCUGAUGGAAGAAGACCAUUACAGCAGCGAAAGAGAGCAUGAGGACAUCCAGAGCCAACCUGCCCCGCAGCUUGGAGAUUCCCCAAGCCAUGAAAUCAGCGAUGAACAGACCGAGGUGCUGGAGGAGCCUUGGGAGAAGGUAGACGUUGCGGGUGAAGCUGAGGGAGAACUCUGCGAAGAACCUAAGAGGCCGGAGAACAUAGACAUGGCCUCCCAGGCACCAGGUGACUUUUCAGAAUCUGAGGACUCCCUGGGAUCCCUGGAAGAUGUCUCCCCCAAUGCCUCCCAGAAAAUGGAAGGGAUGGAGGAGGAAUUGGAAAGCGGCAAGAGGAUUAUGUUGGAGGAAACGCUGCCAGAUAGCACACCCCUGCGCUUCUAUGAAAAGGAGGUGCUGGCUGAGGCCAUGUCCAACCAACCACCUCCAGUAAGUGAUGACGGUGGAGAUUCACCACCAGCCCCCGAAAGCACUGAAGUUUCCCCAGAUGACGUAGGACAGCUAGAAAGCAGGGCCGCACCAUCAGGCUCCCAAGAGAAGGAAAGCAAUGAGGAGGAUGAAUCUGGCCCGGUGUUGGCAAGAACAUCAGAGCGCGCAGAGGAAGAAGGAGGUUAUUUCAUGGUUUCGGCACCCAGCCAAGAGACACCCUGUCUGGAGGAAGCUGAGGUUUUGGAGGACUUCGAAGAAAUCAAGGUCGAAACAUCAAAUCUCACCGGAGAAGAUCCAGAAAUGCUCAUGGCGCUGUCUGAAGUGCCAAGGGAUGAGAGCCUCUUUGAGGCUGAAUCGGAGGAGGAGGUGGAACAGGAGAGCAACGCGGGCAAAGAAAGCGAGGGUAGAGAGUUUCCUCCAGAGGAGAGCAAGCCCCACUGCUCGGAUUUCACCUGGGAGCCAGAAAAGGAGGAUGGUUUCCCAACCAAAGCAAGCGACUGCGGCAGCAUUGCAGGUGGUGCUCAAACAGAGAGCGACGGAACAUUGGAUGCUCCCGAUCCUGGUGACGUACACCCUGAAGAUGCUCGGAAGGUUUCUCCGUUGACCAGCAUGGCUGACCUAGGAGAGAUUCUGUUGGAAGGGCAACUGCCUCUUAGCCAGAAAGGAAGCCCAGAUUCUAGCAGCCCUCUCUCCUCGGAGGAUGAGUCACCCAAUGUCACCCAAUCCCAUCCGGGUUCUGAUCCAGAGGUCAGCGGAGGACUUCACCCCGGGCAGCCAAAGGAUGCUACAGAGAUGAAUCAAAGUGGCAUGGACCACUCCAUGGAGACGGUAGCAAAGAUUCCGGCAGAUGUCAUGAAAGACUCGGACAUCCUGGAGAUUGUAGAGCAAGCUCUGGAGUUUAACCAAGAGCUGAUGCUGGGCGCGAGGCUUUCGGAGCUGCACGCUGGAGAUGAACAGCAGGCUGAAGGCAGGAUUGAUGUGUCAGACCAGACCCAGGAGGUGGGGAGAGACAGCGGCAUGAGCGAGACAGGGGCUCUGCAGGAGACUGUCCUGGACUCCUCACCGCAAUCCAAGGAACUGACGACGUCCAGCCACAUGUGGACGGAGAGCAAUGCCAAUGGAGAAAUGAACGGGCUGCAUGGAGAGCAGAUAUUGAAUGGGAUCUCAGACCUGCAGCCACUCACCGAUCAGAAUGACUGUGCAAAAUCCAGAGGGCACGAGGUGAGCUCUUCUGGGGAUGAAUUCUUUGGGAAGGUCACCAUCACCCAGGAAUUACACGGAGAGGAACCAGAGGCCUUCCCCAUCUUGGAAACGAUGCUAAGUCAGAGCCCAUUGCAAACGCCAGACUACGAAGAAGGCCACGGAGCUGGAGAAGAACACUCCAAGAAAGGCCAGGUCUCCGAUGAAACCGACAAGAGCAAAUUCGCUGACAUAAUGCAGAGUGCUCACAUGCAAAGACAGGACCUUGAGGCUCAGACCAUCUCUGUCCCAUCACCUUUCGGAGACGAUGUCUUUCACCUGGGACCCAGCCAGCAUCUGAAAUUCCAGCUCAAAGAUGACCAGGAAUCGUGGUCUUCAGAAGAUGACUGA